AUGAUAACGUUGCUCGUUAAAACUUACUGCAUUCAAAUGGCAAACACCAUCUUCUCUUCCUUCAAUCUCAAUGAAUCUCCUGUUUCUUACAGCUCGCUCAAAGGGUAUGAAAACGAUGAAAUAGUCAGCCAAGGCAAAGAAGUUCCUUGGUUUGGAAUGAUAGGCUCUGGGAGGGUUGAAUUUUUAGGUUCUACAUAUGGUCUUGUUCAAGAGAAUAUGGCCGAGAGAAGAGUCCAUCAGUUUGAAGAUCAACGACAACAACCCGAUUCUGAUUUCCUGAUUCAAAAUGAUUUCCACCACUAUGGUUGGCCCCUGCCAGUUCAAACCAUUCAUGAAGCUACUACAAAGCAUGAGCAUGCCCAAAAUCUGAAUUCUGAGCUUCCUGAAUCGAUGAGGAAAAAUCCAUAUUCAUAUUCUUUAGCAUCAUCGUUUGAGCUCCUCGGUAGUUGCAGAAGUGAGUUCAAGAAGUCAGAAGGGGAGAGUUUAAGCAAUAUAUGCAACGAGAUUAAUCGGGAUAGGCAGAAAUUAUCCACUGAAGAAAUAAUAAGAGUAGUUGGAGAAAGGUACAUCCAAUUUUCCACCCAAAGGGUGGAUGGUCUCACCAUGUCUAUCCACCCCUAUGGUUCUCCUCUCUUAGGUCUCUCACUCGAAGAUGCCCGAGACGUGGGACUUGCCGAUCUUCUUCUUGAUGCAGCCGAGAAGGUAGGAACCCAGCAAUUCGAUCGUGCUAACGAGUUGCUUACUCGUUGUGAAUGGUUAGCAUCAGAUUCAGGUAAUCCAGUGCAGAGAAUAGUUUUCUAUUUCGGUGAAGCUCUAAGAGAGAGAAUUGAUAGAGAAAUAGGAAGAAUCAAUACUGAGAGAGCCAAAAAUGAACAAAUAAGAUACAAGAAGACUAUUUUAUUGGGUACUAACCCUUCGUUCUUGGCAUGCCACAAGGAACUUCCAUUCAAUCAAGUGGUACAAUUUGCAGGAAUUCAGGCAAUAACAGAAAGUGUGAGAAUGGCAAGGAAGGUCCAUUUAAUUGAUCUCAGCAUCAGGGGCGGAGUUCAGUGGACGACCUUAAUGCAAGCUCUUGCAGAGCAACAUAACUGCCCGAUUGAGCUCCUCAAGAUAACUGCUAUUGGAACGACAAAUAAAGUGAAGAUUGAGGAGACUGGUAAUAGAUUACUGAGUUUUGCUAAGUCUUUGAACUUGCCUCUGUCCUUCAAGGUAGUUUUUUUAUCAGACAUGAAAGAUCUAAAGGAAGAUAUGAUUGAUAUUGAAGCUGAUGAAACAGUGGCGGUUUACUUUCCAACAAUACUUAGGACAAUGAUCUCGACCCCUGAUAGCUUGGAAGAUAUAAUGGGAGUGAUCAGAAGGAUCAAGCCAUCAGUAAUGGUGGUCAUUGAAGUAGAAGCAAACCACAAUUCGCAUUCAUUUGUAAAUCGCUUCACCGAGGCACUUUUCUUUUACAGCGCAUACUUUGAUUGCUUGGAAGAAUGUGUGGAACGAGAUGAUAAGCAUAGAAUGACAACUGAAGGAAUUCAUCUCCGUGAUGGGAUCCAAGACACGGUUGCAAAGGAGGGCGAGGAGAGAUUUAAUCGAAAUGUGAAGAUGCACGUGUGGAGAGCAUUCUUUGCAAGGUUUGUGUGCGUGCAAGAUCCUGCACAAUACAAAUACUAG
Messenger RNA from Ilex paraguariensis (yerba mate), 1662 nucleotides. The record is from the annotation of a GenBank genome assembly. NCBI's taxonomy places the organism in Eukaryota, Viridiplantae, Streptophyta, Magnoliopsida, Aquifoliales, Aquifoliaceae.